Molecule: messenger RNA, 1091 nt
Organism: Capsicum annuum
Lineage: Eukaryota; Viridiplantae; Streptophyta; Magnoliopsida; Solanales; Solanaceae
Exons: 1
Coding region: 364-864 (166 amino acids)
Source: RefSeq, a predicted model, not a curated record
UUCCAUGUAUUGUUGUCCUUUGUAAAAGUUGAUUGCCCUUCGAACCCUAAACCAAGGUAUUGUGCAAUCUGUUGUUGUUACGAUGGCUUAGCUGUUAUCCAGGUUCGUGAUACUUUGGGUGAUGUCGACACACUUUUGCUGUGGAAUCCCUCCACAAGAGAAUCAAUAGUACUUCCCCCUCUAGAAUCUCCACCGGCGUCAGUUUCUCGUUAUGGAUUGGGUUAUGACUCAACCAGUGGUGAGUAUAAGAUUCUCCACAUCUGCCGGGGCUUUGAUAAUAAAAAAUUAGCUAAUGAAAUUCUCACGUUGAAAUGUGGCUCCUGGAGAAGAAUUGAUGAACAUCCUCAUGGCAUUUGCAGUUUGAUGUCUGCCAUGCAGUUUUUGGCAUUUAUACAAGCAACAUUUCAUUGGAUUGCUGUUUCAGUUGAUUAUUUUGUGGUGGUUUCGUUUAGUAUUUUGAAUGAAGUGUAUGGAGAGAUAUCUUUGUCAGAGGAAAUAUUAAGCUUGAGGCCGGGCCCCAGAGGUAUUGGCGUUUGUGUGUUGGGAGGAAUGCUUUGUGUUCAUUCGAAUACGUUUCUUCAGGGGAAGAUUAUUUUUAAGGUAUGGGUAUUGAAAGAAUAUGAGGUCGAGGGAUCUUGGAUGCCAUUGUUAACUAUAGAAGAUUCUAGGUUUCUUAAUGUCAAACCGAAAUAUAGGUUUGCAUAUGGUGAAGUGCUAUUCAGGUGCAUGAGUAGUCAACCUACGAGCGGGCAUGCAUUUAGGACGUGCAAUGGACCAUUUAGAUCAUCGCCUCGAACUGAUACCAUUCAGGAUGGAUACACUUUUAUGAAAAGUUUGAUUUCUCCAAAAUCACUAACUUAUUAGUUUCUUAUGUAUGAUUGAGACACUUCUUUUCCAUUCCUGCUAUCAUGUAACAACUCUUGUAUUCUUAUUAGCUUAUCGAUCUAUGGCUCACCAGUUUUUAAGUCUCCUAAUCUUCACUUACAUGGUCAAUGUGUUUGGAAUACAAUACCAUGUUUGUUGGUGUAUUUUAAAUGAUGUGUAAGGAGAGGUACCGUUGCCAAAACAAAUAUUACACUUGAGUAUCGAUC